AUGCGGUCCUUUCUUCAAAAGGCCAUUGCCAACAAUGCGUCGACAGAUGACGCAAAAUCUAACGAAGGACGCAAGGUUCUCGGCAAUGGCACAGGCGGAUAUGCAGGCGUUACCGAGGCCGGUAUUGUUAUGAAGCGCGACAGCGGCGAUAGAAUACUUGGGAAUGGCCAGGAUCGAUGUGACAAAGAACCAGGCGGAUACUUCGAGAUUGGUGAUCUCGAAGUCUGGGUGACUUGGCAUGGUUGGUCUAGCCUGGCUGUCCGUGAUGGACGCUGGCGCCCUGGAUUUCACUUCGAAAUCCUCUUCGGCCUCUUCACUACAGUCAUCGAUUAUGGCACUAAUCGCAAGCUCUGGCGUGCUCGCGACAUACCAUGGGUUACCGCGGCCGAGUGGAUUUGGGUUGACACUCCAAACGACGUGCACAGUCUCUUUACGGAAGGGGUCAUCAAAGACAUGCGGGAGAUUUUCCGACGCGAGGUCAAGCGACUACAGAAUUUAGCCUCGGGGGAUUAUGAGGCGGAUAACCCCGUGGACCGCGAAACCCAGUAUCCUCUGCUCCUAGAUAGAGCCGGAGAACUUACUGCAAGGCACGUGCUUGGAGAACAUCUUACCUCAGAUCGCGGCUACAUUCUAUCAUGGGCUAUCUGCAUGCCUAAUGACAUUCAAGACUACGAGCGUGAUGUGUUGGGAGGGGAAACGAACAACCUUGUCCGGGGUCUCACUAGUGCUCAACAGGUGGUUGAUGCUUCUUAUGUGAUGCUUCGCAUUGUCGAGGCCGCCUAUGCUUAUGAGGACUUUGAUAUGGUGGACGCUGUUUUAGGAACCUGUGCCUAUUAUAUCUUGACUUGGCGUUAUAACACGUUCAAGCAAUUCAAACUCUACGAGGCAGUUAGCAUACGCGGCCGAGAAUUCAGUAACCCAGUUGAAGUCGCCGAGCUGGUAGCUUUGGUGGAAGAGCACUAUCCAAUGGCAAAACGGUCAGAUGGUGCAUACGGGGAGCUCUUUGACAGGGUUACUUCGACCAUCAAGACAUCCUAUUGCGGUUGCACCUGCGAUUCAAAGCCUCGAGGACAUGAUACGUGGACAAUGCUGAGACAAGCAUCGGAGGGAGGCGCUAGUGAUAUUCUGGAGGAACAGAUGCACAUUGAAUUUUCCCAUCUAAGCAUUGGGGCUAGUCAUGGAGACAUCCGCUGCGAGUGCGGGCUGGAUCUCCUAUCUUACGAGGGGUUUGUCAGGUUCUUCCAUCCCGAAACGGGGUUAGUAUCUCGCUUACACUAUAGAACAAGCACAUCAGAUGGAAAUCUUCUUGCCGAAUAA
Messenger RNA from Daldinia childiae, 1317 nucleotides. RefSeq lists its product as uncharacterized. NCBI's taxonomy places the organism in Eukaryota, Fungi, Ascomycota, Sordariomycetes, Xylariales, Hypoxylaceae. Bases 1 to 1317 code for a protein of 438 amino acids. The record is from RefSeq and is a predicted model, not a curated record. The transcript has a single exon.